Messenger RNA from Adineta steineri, 456 nucleotides. The record is from the annotation of a GenBank genome assembly. NCBI's taxonomy places the organism in Eukaryota, Metazoa, Rotifera, Eurotatoria, Adinetida, Adinetidae.
AUGGUAAAUGAAUUAGUUGCAGGUGGUUUCGGUAAAGGAAAUGAUCUUAAUCAACUUAAUAGUCCUACUUAUGUCUUUAUUGAUGAAGAUUAUUUUCUUUAUAUAUCAGAUGAACAGAAUCAUCGUGUAAUGAAAUGGACACGAAGUGCAAAAGUAGUUAUUAUUGUUGCUGGUGGAAAUGGUAAAAGAAAUGAUCUCAAACAAUUGAAUCAUCCUCAAGGAAUGAUUGUUGAUCAUUUGGGUCACAUCUAUGUGGCAGAUCGUUAUAAUCAUCGAAUAAUGCGUUGGUGUGAAGGAGAAGACGAAGGUGAAAUUGUUGUUGGUGGAAAUGGGGAAGGACGAAGACUCAAUCAAUUGAAGAAUCCCACUGGUCUAGCAUUUGAUGACGACGAGAACCUCUACGUUGCUGAUCAGAAGAAUGAUCGAAUAUUAAAAUUCGAAAAAAAUUUUGACUAA